AUGGGAGACAAGUCCAUAUCCAUUUGUCACAGAUUGGUUGAAAUAAAGCGAGAUGGGCAGCACAGAGAAGUACGUAUAUUUUCUGAUGCUGGAAGAAUUCUACGGCCUCUUUUAGUUGUUGGUAACUUGAAGAAAAUUAAGGAUUUGAAAGGGGGAGAUUACUCUUUUCAGUCUCUUUUGGAAAAUGGAAUCAUUGAGCUUAUUGGACCCGAAGAGGAAGAAGAUUGCUACACUGCAUGGGGGAUUAAAUACCUCUUAAUGGAAAAAGAAGGCAAACAACCCAUGGAGUACACACACUGUGAACUUGAUAUGUCAUUUUUAUUAGGUUUAAGCUGUGGGAUCAUCCCUUUUGCAAAUCAUGACCAUGCAAGAAGGGUCCUCUACCAGUCUGAGAAGCACUCUCAACAGGCUAUUGGUUUUUCCACCACAAAUCCAAAUAUCAGAGUUGAUACUAAUACACAUCAAUUGUACUACCCCCAGAAGCCUCUUUUCCAGACAAUGCUUUCUGAUUGUCUUGGAAAGCCUGGGUAUCCUCGUGGUCAUAGUGCAAAAUUGCCAAAACCUGAAUUCUUUAAUGGGCAAUGUGCUAUUGUGGCCGUCAAUGUGCACCUUGGCUACAACCAAGAGGAUUCCUUGGUAAUGAACCGGGCAUCAUUGGAGCGUGGUAUGUUCCGAUCAGAGCACAUCAGGAGUUACAAGUCUGAGGUUGAUAACAAGGAAGCAUUGGGAAAGAAACCAAAAUUUGAGGACACAGUGAACUUUGGAAAGACACAAAGUAAAAUUGGACGUGUUGACAGCCUCGAUGAUGAUGGUUUCCCUUUCAUCGGUGCUAACUUGCAGAGUGGUGAUAUUGUCAUAGGGAAAUAUGCAGAAUCAGGGGCCGAUCAUAGUGUAAAAUUGAAGCACACUGAAAGAGGCAUGGUCCAAAAGGUCGUCCUCUCUGCCAAUGAUGAAGGCAAGAACUUCGCUGUAGUAUCUUUGAGACAGGUUCGUUCUCCAUGCCUUGGAGACAAGUUCUCAAGCAUGCAUGGACAGAAGGGUGUUCUAGGUUUUCUGGAGUCUCAGGAAAACUUCCCUUUCACUGUGCAAGGGAUAGUUCCAGAUAUCGUAAUAAACCCACAUGCAUUUCCUUCAAGGCAAACUCCUGGUCAAUUGCUAGAGGCUGCUUUGGGGAAGGGUAUUGCCCUCGGCAGUACACAAAAAUAUGCCACCCCCUUUUCCACACUGUCCGUUGAUGCGAUAACAGACCAGCUUCAUAGGGCUGGAUUUUCAAGAUGGGGAAAUGAGAGAGUUUACAAUGGUCGAACUGGUGAAAUGAUUCGUUCCCUAAUCUUUAUGGGCCCAACAUUCUACCAGCGCCUGCACCAUAUGGCUGAAGAUAAAGUUAAAUUUCGCAACACUGGGCCAGUCCAUCCUCUCACCCGACAGCCAGUGGCAGACCGCAAGCGAUUUGGUGGGAUCAAAUUUGGGGAGAUGGAGCGCGAUUGCCUUAUAGCCCAUGGUGCAGCUGCCAAUCUGCACGAACGCCUCUUCACACUCAGUGACUCCUCUCAAAUGCACAUCUGCCGGAAAUGCAAAAAUAUGGCAAACGUCAUCCAACGGCCAGUGCCUGGUGGCCGUAAGAUUCGGGGUCCUUAUUGCCGGUUCUGUGAGUCUGUAGAAGACAUUAUCAGGGUCAAUGUACCUUAUGGUGCGAAGCUACUUUGUCAAGAGCUUUUCAGCAUGGGCAUCUCUCUGAAAUUUGAAACCGAGGUGUGCUGAGCCACUCUACAUAGUCCCAGCACUCUGUUUAAAGUUCAUGGAACUCUUUGCUUAUAUGUUAAGAUGUGAAGUAAACACAUUAUGUCAGUUUAAUCUAGUGUGGC
Molecule: messenger RNA, 1865 nt
Organism: Ilex paraguariensis (yerba mate)
Lineage: Eukaryota; Viridiplantae; Streptophyta; Magnoliopsida; Aquifoliales; Aquifoliaceae
Source: the annotation of a GenBank genome assembly